CUGAGCAGCUGUAGCUCCUGUAGCGGUAGCAGCAGCUGCGGGCGAAACAUCCUACAUCAUCAUCAUCAUACGCAUCCGCAUCCGCAUCCGCACACGCACUUGCAACAACAUCAACAACAUCAACAACAGCAGCAGCAGCAGCUACAACGCAGUUGCACCCGCUGCCAGAGCUUCCAUCGUCAUCAUCAUCGACAACGCCGACGAAGCUCUGCGUUGCGUGAAGACUUCAGCAGCAUGCCGACAUCUAGCAAUGACUGCAGCGGCGCUAGCAAUAAGAACAAUAUCAACACUAAUGGUCGCGGUAAUGGCGGCAGUAACGGUAGUCACACAAAAGCGGUUGUUACUUUUUCACCGCCGAUUGUUGCAGCAUCGAUGAACGUACCGCCUUCGUUGUCUGGCUCAAUGAACACCAUUUCCUCGGUGCCGACAUCGUUAAUGUUGGGCGCACCGCCAACACCUGCAGACGGACACUCACGCAGUGCGGCCACAACACCGCUUACGACGAAUGUCAGCGCAAGUGCGACGAACACCACGAAGCAUUGCAGCUUUGCGCUUACGCCACUCAUACCACCACCGCCACCGCCACCGCCAAGGCAAUUGUCGUUUCUCACUUCAGCGCGUUUUCAUGCGAAUGCCACCCACAACGAUAGUAAAGCGGAGGCGGCACCGCAUACGCCCCCUACAACAUUUGGCAAUUCAAUGCUUUUGCCACCUACAACAGCAACAGCAUCAGCACCAUCACUUAUCGAAACAGUAGGCAAUUUGGCACAGUCGCCGCCAAUCGUGCCGCUCACACCACUAACGCCAAGUUCACACACAGAGCUCGAAGAGCACGGCAAGCAUGCGCCACUGGAGGCUCAACAAAGCGCGCUUAGUCAAUUAACUACAUUGGAGGAUGUUGUCAUAAGCGGCACGCGUUUUCAUGCGAAUGCCACCCACAACGCUAGUAAAGCGGAGGCGGCACCGCAUACGCCACCUACAACAUUUGGCAAUUCAAUGCUUUUGCCACCUACAACAGCAACAGCAUCAGCACCAUCACUUAUCGAAACAGUAGGCAAUUUGGCACAGUCGCCGCCAAUCGUGCCGCUCACACCACUAACGCCAAGUUCACACACAGAGCUCGAAGAGCACGGCAAGCAUGCGCCACUGGAGGCUCAACAAAGCGCGCUUAGUCAAUUAACUACAUUGGAGGAUGUUGUCAUAAGCGGCAGUGCGUGGAGUAUACGUGUGGAGGAUGAGUGCAGCGAAUGA
Molecule: messenger RNA, 1251 nt
Organism: Rhagoletis zephyria (snowberry fruit fly)
Lineage: Eukaryota; Metazoa; Arthropoda; Insecta; Diptera; Tephritidae
Product: probable serine/threonine-protein kinase MARK-A
Source: RefSeq, a predicted model, not a curated record